This is a messenger RNA of Cylindrotheca closterium, 1680 nucleotides long. Lineage: Eukaryota; Bacillariophyta; Bacillariophyceae; Bacillariales; Bacillariaceae. The record is from the annotation of a GenBank genome assembly.
AUGUCAGAUUCCGCUGAAGGAGAAAAAGAGCAAGCAAAAUCAUUAUCAUUGAUAGAAUUAUUAAAUGUCGAAUCAUCUUGGUUGUCAGAUUUAGAUUCGGAGCUGAAAAAGGAUGCUUCGGUCAGUGAAAAAGCCGAAAGCUUUUACACGAAUACUGUUGGCUUUUUACAGUCCAAAGCUCUCCUGGAUGAAGCUGCGGCACGAAAACUUCCGCGCAAUUUCAUGGACUCUGUUUCCUCUUUCAAGGCCGAACCCGAAUCCUUGCAACUGCAAAUGCCCAUGGAUGCCUCCUUGGAUCCGUUGGAAAUGGACCUCGACGCCGUCUAUGAGAUUGCGUCAUUGACGUUACCCAAAUUCAAAUCCAUUGUCACGGAUAUUGUGGUCCAAGCCGGCCUGGAUCCGGAAGAAGCCAUUCAAUUUGACAAGGAUUUGGACAUCCAGCUACGACACUUGGUAUUGGCCCCGCUGAAGGGACGUGGACGAGCCCUAGAAAAGAUUCGAUCCGACUAUGGGGGCAAGAAUGCCAAGCUAUUGGAUGUCGUCCGUUGUUCCAUCAUUGUCCAUACGGAAGAGGAGCUCUUCAAGGUGGCGGAAGCACUCGAUAACAACACUCAACAAGGUGAUUUCACUGUGAUUCGAUGCAAGAAUCGAUUCAAGGAACCUCUUUUCAAUGGAUAUCGAGAUGCACUUUAUACGAUACGAGUUCCAGUAACCCAGGCGGACAACAACAAAAUGGUGGAACAUUGCUGCGAGGUCCAAGUCCAUCUAUCCGAAUUGGUCUUUCACAAAAGUACAUCGCACAUUUAUUACGAGUACUUUCGGUCCUUUUUUUCGGGCAAUGUGGCGGCGGCGGAUGAACGCAUGGUGGUCUUGGAACGGGUGGUGGGUAAGGAACCGCAUGCUACCUUGCACGAAACCAUUGAAUCUUCGAUUGCUACGGACAAUACGACUCAGUUGGAGGCUCUGCUGCAAUUGCUGGGCGAAGACAACAUGACGGAAUAUACACUCGCUUGUCGCGUGGCACAUCGGUUGGUGACAUUGUCUCUCGAAUAUCUUUCAGAAGACCCGUCACUCGAUCAUUCCAUCGCCUUGUUGGUGCGUUUGGGACGUCUCCUACGAUUGGCCUACAAGUAUGAACAAGCCGAAAUCGUUCUGUCCAAAACUCGGCAUGCUGCUUCCAGUAUAUUGGGUCCAGAACAUCGACUGACCUUAUCGGCUUGUGAAAAUCAUGCCAUUCUCAUGGCCGAAAUCCGACGAUACGAUGAAUCCAAAACGUUACAUCGAACCACUUUGGAAAUUCGAGAACGAGUCUUGGGACCAGAAGAUCCGGAUACCCUGUCGUCGUGCCAAGUGCUGGCCAUUGUUCUGGACAAACCGGGACACUACGAAGAGGCUCGGCCGUACUUUGCAAGGGCCUAUGAAGGGAGGCGCAAGGCAUUGGGUCCGGACCAUCGAGAUACCAUGGACAGUGCCAAUGGACUGGCCGUGAUUGACAUGAUGAAUGGGCAGUACGAUUCGGCCGAAUCUAUUUUUCGGGCCACCAUCAAGACCCAAAAAGAAAAGUACGGCCUGGACCAUGCCAAGACAAAGUGGACAGGAAAUAAUCUUGCUGGAUUGUUAAUGAUUUGUGGGCGAGAUGAAGAAGCUCAACAAUUGGCGUUGGAAAUUGGACUAGAUUGA